UGGCCUGUGGGGAUGGCUGAGAAAUUAGACCAAUAAAUAACUCAGUGUGUACUUUGUGAAAUCAUACAUUCUUGCAUGUCCAUUUGAUUUUUAAGAUGCCUCAAAAACAAGAUGUGCAUUGUUGAAGUUGGGGCCCAGGGUAGAAUCACAGACGCUUUUGUUCGGGGCUCCCCGCUCCUGCGAUGGCCUGCUGUCGAUCAAGAUGCAAGAGUCCGCCCCCAUCGGCCUUUCACUGCUGCAGCUGGCUGCCUCUCGCUGCUUACCGUAUGCUCUCACUGCAAUCUGUGCUGGAGAGGCCGAACGAGCUGGAGCUUCAGUAAUAAACCCGGCCUACUAACGCUUAUGACGCUCGCCAUUAAAGAACACGACCAACACGAGGUAAGUAUAAGCGUGCGAUUUUUAAUGCAAUCUAUAUUAUGUAGUCGCACCGCUUAAUAUGAUCUCGAUCCGCGAUGGUUAAACGCGCGGUCUAUUUCGAAAAGCGGCAUGUUUGCGGAAGUGACCGUGUGGUCCAUGUUUAGCCGCCCCUGUUAUUUGCCUUUACAUGUCAUGUGUGUAUCCAAAAUAUGUUUCACUCUCACGUGCAUUUUGUCGACACGGUAAGCGUUCGGAAAAGUUGAAGACGCUGUUUGGGUUUCCCGUAAACAAGGCGAAGUUGACUAGCCAGCGGACCCGUUUGAAAAAUCAAAAUGGCUUCCAUCUUUGUCGUCUCGGCAGAGAGGUUUAUACCUUUGUUUCCCCGUCUCGCAUGUCAGGGAGUCUUGCUGGGAUGUCACCCAUGCUUCAGGCUAAACAUGUUCUCCAAGGGCACCAAGCGUAAGUUUUCUGAUGGUGGUGAAGAGAUAUCUGACGAAAGCCUGCUAGGUGCCAGGGUGGCAUCUUCAUACAGCUUGCAACGGCAGUCACUGCUGGACAUGUCCCUCAUUAAGCUGCAGUUAUGCCACAUGCUGGUGGAGCCCAACCUCUGCCGCUCGGUUCUCAUUGCCAACACGGUUAGGCAGAUUCAGGAGGAGAUGACCCAUGAUGGCAGCUGGCAUAUGGUCACUGAAGCGUUCUGCAGUGCAGGCCAAAGUCCCUCUGAGCGCUUGGUGGCCACUGAGGUCCUUUGCAGGUCACGAGAGCAGGAUGCAGAACCUAAGCUCUUCUCUGUCAUCAGCUACGAAGGUUGCUGUGAAGAGGAGGUGGUAGCUGAUGAGACUCUGUGCUCCGUUUCAGUUAGCGAUACGGUCUCUAAUGUGUGCCUGGCAGGGCGUAUGGGCCAGUGCUGGGAGAAGAGUGAGCUCAGUGGUAUAGAGAGGGAUGAAGAGGCACUUGAAGACUCUAGACUUGGUUCAGGAGAAGAGGAGGAGAUAGACACUGAGGACGGGGCUUCCACAGAGAGUCCAAAGACCAUUGGGCAAGUUUUUGGUACAUUUGAAAUAAAAAACGGUUCCCCGGGUCCAGACUCUGCUCUUGAGGAGCUGUUCUCAGAUGUGGACACCUCCUACUAUGAUCUGGACACCAUGCUGACCGGCAUGCAGAGCGCACCCAAGAUGGGCCCUUAUGACCUCCUUGACAGCUUGGCACCUUCACACAGUUCCCCUUCAAUAGUGUCCACUCCAAACUGUCGUUCUGAUCUCAAUGAACUGGAUCACAUCAUGGAAAUCAUUGUGGGUUCUUAGGUUCGACAUUAUUCCGAGACUUACACGCUUGUCUUAAUUUAACUAGCUUUUCUGUUCCUUAUGGAAAGCAAGUAAUGUCUGGAGUCCUUUCAGGGAAAAGAGUUGAUGUCUUUUGAAGGAUGGCCUUGAUUUUAUGAGCUGACCAUAGUCAUCUUAUUUGCAUACCCUUUGUAUGUUUUAAUUAUUUUUUUCUGUAUUUGUCUGUCCAGACAUGCUGUUUUUUAUUUAAUUUAUUUGUUAUAAUCAUGACACUAUGGAGAGCAGAACAAAAUGUAUACAAAAGUUGUAAAGUUUGGGAUAUUUUCAUAAGGAGAAAAAAAAGAUUGUCUAGAUGUGUAUAUAAAUAUAUAUUUUUACAAUAGAUUCUUCUUGUAAUAUGUUACUGUACAUUAUGUACAUGUUCUACAAAUUGAAUUUAACCGAAGAGUUUAGAUUCUUAUGUGCAACAACACAAGUUUUCUGUUAAUCGAAAUCCAUAAACUGAAGGAGCUUAAUUCAGUACUACAAUAUACAAAAGGCACCAAGUAUACAUACAGUGACGCAUGUUUUACAUUUAUGUGCUCAUUUGCACAAAGUAUUUUUUUUUCCUCUCAAGGUUUGAUUGCAGUUGUCGGCCAAUCAGCUCAGCCGUAGAUUUUCAAAAGUUCUUAUAUUUUGUCUUGUCAACAAAUGAAGUGUAAUGGGGCCAACUCAUUUUAUAUUGUGACUUAAUUUAUUUAAUUUAUUUACUGCAAAUGGUGAGUGUUGGCUGUGGUCACACUCAGGGUGGCUUUUAACUCUAGAGGACUUAAUAGGCCUGAUUCACAAAUGCCUUUUGCUCAUUGUAAAUCGGUCACAGAAUUAGUGUUUUGUAAGUUGUUUUGCAUCAGUUAUUGGUUAAAGUAUUGGGUUUAAAUAAGUUAACUGUUUUAUUAUUGGUGAAUGGCUCAAAUAUAUCUGUCUAUUAGUCCUCUAGACCCCUCAUAAUGAGAAGGCAUUUGUCUAGUUCUAUGCAUUGAGUGUCAUAACACACUUUAUACGCAUGAAGUGUUUAAAAUGCAUUUAGUACAGUAUUCUUUUUUUGAAGAAGCAGUCAA
Messenger RNA from Sinocyclocheilus grahami, 2737 nucleotides. RefSeq names its product cell division cycle associated 4 (gene cdca4). Lineage: Eukaryota; Metazoa; Chordata; Actinopteri; Cypriniformes; Cyprinidae. The record is from RefSeq and is a predicted model, not a curated record. Bases 690 to 1661 code for a protein of 323 amino acids. The transcript is spliced from 3 exons. Gene Ontology annotation, molecular function: transcription regulator activity. Gene Ontology annotation, cellular component: nucleus.